CCGCCGCCGGCCGCCUGCGCCAUGCUCCGCCUCCGAGGGUGCAUCGUUGCCCAUCUCCUCUCUUUCUCCUCCACCUCUGGCCCGGCCAUCUCCCCCCUCCACCGGCUCCUCUCCGCAUCGGCAGCCGCCGGCCCCAUUUCCCCGAACCCCAGUGGAUUCGCCGUCGAGGAGUACCUCGUCGACACCUGCGGGCUCACCCGGCCCCAAGCCCUCAAGGCCUCCACCAAGCUCUCCCACCUCAAGUCCCCCGCCAACCCCGAUGCCGUCCUCGCCUUCCUCUCCGGCGUCGGCCUCUCCGGCGCCGACGUCGCCGCCGUCGUCGCCAAAGGUCCGCAGCUCCUAUGCGCGAAAGUGGACAAAACCCUGGCUCCGGUGGUCGAUGGGCUCACCGGCCUCGGCCUGUCGCGUUCCGACAUCGCCCACGCCUACUUCCGCUGUAGAUCCAUAGUCCCCAAGCUGCACUACUACCUUCCCCUCUUGGGCUCCUCCCACAACUUGCUCCGGCUGCUCAAGCGGGGAGGAUCCCACCUUCUGUCAUCGGACCUCGACAAGGUUGUCAAGCCCAAUGUUGCCUUCCUGAGGGAGUGCGGGCUAGGUGAUUGUGAUAUUGCCAAGCUGUGCAUCCAUCGGCCAAGGAUGCUCACCACCAACCUGGAGCGCGUCCGGGCGAUGGUGACAUGCGCCCAAGGUAUAGGUGUGCCCCGUGGCUCUGGGAUGUUCAGACAAGCGCUACAUGCUGUCGCAUUCCAAAGCGAGGAGAAGAUUGCCGCCAAAGUGGACUACUUGAAGAACACAUUCAGGUGGUCUGCUGCUGAGUUGGUUAUUGCUUUGUCUAAGGCUCCGAUGCUGCUGAGGAUGUCAAAGGACAUGCUACAGCGCAAGUCCGAGUUCCUGCUAUCUGAGGUGGGGUUGGAGCCCAUGUACAUUGCUCAUCGACCGAUAAUUAUUUGUCUUAGCCUGGAGGGCCGGGUCAGGCCCCGGUACUAUCUUGUAAAGUUUCUCAAGAAAAAUGGACUGCUAGAUCGUGACUUGAGCUUCUAUACUGCGGUCAAGAUGACUGACAAGGUAUUUGUGGAGAAACUCAUAUCCCCUCACAAGGAAGCUGCGCCACACCUUGCUCAAGACUAUGCAAUAGCUUGCAAAGGGGAAGUGCCUACUAAUUUCUGAUUUACAUGAACAAAGAAGGGCUAUGGAAAUUGGGUACAGCCUAUGGCACAACAAAGUUAUCACCCUGUCUGUAAGCUGGUACUUCCUGUUUCGGUGUUCUUUGCCUAAGAUGAUGAUGUUGGUUGUUUACUGUAGUAUGCCUGUUACAUGCUAGUUAGUCAUUGCUAAGUGCUAACUCCUUAUGAAACUGAAAUUUUGAUUCCUGAACCCCCAUAUGUUGAUGUUGUCAUUUCUUAGAGAAGAUCUCUGUAAAUGAGAAGUCCAUGGAUAUAUAUUUGGUUCCGACUUCCAUUUUGAAGAUAAUGCAAAUUGGAUGUGUGGGUGGAUCAAUUUUGUGCCGAAACCAGCACCCAUGAAACCAGAAAGCAAAAGACUAACAAUGUGUCAUU
This is a messenger RNA of Triticum dicoccoides, 1556 nucleotides long. RefSeq names its product transcription termination factor MTERF4, chloroplastic-like. Gene Ontology annotation, molecular function: double-stranded DNA binding. Gene Ontology annotation, biological process: regulation of DNA-templated transcription. Bases 22 to 1167 code for a protein of 381 amino acids. The record is from RefSeq and is a predicted model, not a curated record. Lineage: Eukaryota; Viridiplantae; Streptophyta; Magnoliopsida; Poales; Poaceae. The transcript has a single exon.